AUCCCUCGGGCAGGAAGGAGACAUCCCUCUCCCAGAUUUCUGCUGAGACAGGAAAGCCCAGGUGCCGGCCUGUCCUUGGUGACCGUGGUCGCAGGAAGGACUGGGUCUGCAGAGCGGUGAAGGUAUGUGGAUGGCUCCCAGGAUAUACUGAGGGACUACCUAAAGAACUGCUUUUUAAUUGGUUUUUCGGUCACAUCAGCCCCUUACCCAGUCAUGAUUCAGCCAGAUCCUUUUGAAGACCCGGAUUUCAGCCCUGAAACACUAUGUGCCAUCUGUGGCCAAACCCACUCCCCAGAGGAGAACCACUUCUACAGCUAUGCAGAGGAAGUAGAUGAUGACCUCAUCUGUCACAUCUGUCUUCAAGCUCUGCUGGAGCCCCUGGACACUCCCUGCGGCCAUACCUACUGCACGCUCUGCCUUACGAACUUUUUAGUGGAAAAAGACUUUUGUCCCGUGGAUCGUAAGACAAUCAUAUUACAGAACUGCAAAAAGUCCAGUAUCCUAGUCAAUAAGCUCUUGAAUAAGCUCAUGGUGACCUGCCCUUUCACAGAACACUGUUCGGAAGUUUUGCAGCGCUGUGACCUGGAAUAUCAUUUUCAGACCAGCUGUAAAGGUGCCUCCCAUUAUGGCCUUACCAAGGACCGCAAGAGGCGCUCACAAGAUGGCGGCUCAGAAGGCUGCGCCAGCUUGACGUCAGCAGCAGUCUCUCCAGACGUGUCUGCGGCGGCAACCAUCGCCUUGAUGACCGACGAGCCGGGCCUGGACAACCCUGCUUAUGUCUCUGCCACAGAUGACGGCCAGUCGGCCAACAGCCCAGGGGAGUCCGGUCGAAGCAAUAGAACUCAACACUUUGAGCGAUCCACCAUCAGAAGCAGAUCUUUUAAAAAAAUAAACAGAGCUCUGAGUGUCCUUCGGAGGACAAAAAGUGGAAGUGCAGUGGCCAACCAAGCUGACCAACCAAGAGAAAGUUCUGAGAAUGCCAUUGCCACGGAAGUUUUCCCUAGAUUGUAUCACCUGAUUCCAGAUGGGGAAAUCACCAGCAUCAAGAUCACCCGGGUGGAUCCUAAUGAAAGCCUGGCUAUCAGGGUAGUGGGAGGCAGUGAAACUCCCUUGGUCCAUAUAAUUAUCCAGCAUAUUUAUCGAGAUGGAGUGAUUGCCAGAGAUGGAAGAUUACUACCAGGGGACAUGAUAUUAAAGGUCAACGGCAUGGAUAUCAGCAGCGUGCCUCACAACUAUGCCCUGAGCCUCCUGAGGCAGCCUUGCCCGGUGCUGCGGCUCACGGUCCUGAGGGAGCAGAGGUACCGCAGCCGGACCCCCGGGCUGGCCCUGGAGGCGCAGAGCCCCCGCGACGACAGUUUUCACGUGAUCCUGAACAAAAGCAGCCCCGAAGAACAGCUCGGGAUCAAACUAGUGCGCAAGGUGGACGAACCCGGGGUGUUCAUUUUCAACUUGCUGGACGGCGGGGUCGCCGACCGCCACGGCCAGCUGGAGGAGAACGACCGGGUGAUAGCCAUCAAUGGACACGACCUUCGCUACGGCAGCCCGGAAAGGGCAGCCCAGCUGAUCCAGGCCAGCGAGAGACGCGUCCACUUCGUUGUGUCCAGGCAGACCCGCCAGCAGGGGCCUGACAUCUUGCAGGAGGGAGGCUGGAACGCGAACGGCAGCCCCCCUUUGCGUCACAGCGAGAGGAGGAAUGCUCACAAGACUCUCCUCCAUGCUGUUACCUGCCAUGAGAAGGUGGUCAGUGUUCGCAAAGACUACACAGAAUCGCUGGGUAUGACCGUUGCAGGGGGAGCAUCCCACAGAGAAUGGGACUUGCCUGUCUACGUCACCAGCGUUGAACCCGGAGGAGUCAUAAACAGAGAUGGACGGAUAAAAACAGGUGACAUCUUGUUGAAUGUAAAUGGCAUCGACCUGACCGGGGCCAGUCGUGGGGAAGCUGUGGCACUAUUGAAAAAUACCUCCUCAGCUGUAGUUCUCAAAGCCUUGGAACUGAGAGAAUGCGAGUCCCUGGAAAACGGCAACAACUGGCCAGUCCCGGAGCCCAGCCAGAGCACGGCCCAAGCCAGCGAGUGGUCGCCAGCCUGGGUCAUGUGGUUGGAAUUGCCACGGUAUUUAUACAGCUGCAAAGAUGUAAUAUUACGAAGGAAUCCAGCUGGAAGUCUAGGUUUCAGCAUUGUAGGAGGUUAUGAAGAAUACAGUGGAAACAAACCAUUUUUUAUUAAAUCUAUUGUUGAAGGAACACCAGCAUAUAAUGAUGGAAGAAUCAGAUGUGGUGAUAUUCUUCUUGCUGUCAAUGGUAGAAGUACAUCAGGAAUGAUGCAUGCUUGUUUGGCAAGGAUGCUUAAAGAACUUAAAGGAAGAAUUACCCUCACUAUUGUCUCCUGGCCUGGAACUUUUUUAUAGAACAAGUGAUGCUGUGGUGGAAAACAGAACACAGAGACAAGCUAUUUAAAAUUUGACAUGAGAUUUGAAUUUCUGUUUUCAACUUUACUUCUUAAAGGAUACAUUAAGAAAAAUGUAAACUUGCAUGUCAGGCAAAGUAGCAUCUCAAGAAAAAUGCUUCGAAAAACCUGAAAACUAUUAGUAGUUUUUCAUCAAAGUGGAAGACUCAUUAAUUUCAUGUCUCUAAGUUUAUAUUUUUCUACAUAAUAAUGUAAUAAAAACCCUUUAGCUGAAA
This is a messenger RNA of Antechinus flavipes (yellow-footed antechinus), 2680 nucleotides long. RefSeq names its product ligand of numb-protein X 1 (gene LNX1). The record is from RefSeq and is a predicted model, not a curated record. Gene Ontology annotation, cellular component: cytoplasm. The coding region runs from base 214 to 2406 and encodes 730 amino acids. Lineage: Eukaryota; Metazoa; Chordata; Mammalia; Dasyuromorphia; Dasyuridae. Gene Ontology annotation, biological process: ubiquitin-dependent protein catabolic process. The transcript has 11 exons. Gene Ontology annotation, molecular function: ubiquitin-protein transferase activity; protein binding.